Psylliodes chrysocephalus is the source of this 402-nucleotide messenger RNA. NCBI's taxonomy places the organism in Eukaryota, Metazoa, Arthropoda, Insecta, Coleoptera, Chrysomelidae. The record is from the annotation of a GenBank genome assembly.
AUGUACUCCUUCUAUAAAAUGCAGCAAAUGCAAUGGGCCUCAUUAAUUCAACAAAUGCAACACACAGUUGCCACAAAAAUGCCAAGGCCCACUAAACCCAUUGCAGGAAUCCCUAACAACCCGAUUAAACUAUUAAAUAAAAAAUCAAAUGAGAUCGACUCAAAAAAAAAAAACAAAAACAGCAAAAUUCAUACCAAUAUCACAGUGCAUGAUCACAUUCUAAAUAAAUACGUAUCCAAACUUAAUAAAGAGAAAAACACAAACAGGGAAGAAUUGAUAACUAAAUUAAGAAAAAGAUUCGUUGUACAAUUCAACAAUGACACGGUAGCACAUUUUUCUGGCAACAGGAUAUACAUCCUUAUGUUUGACCUGGACGAACCUUUAUCAACAUCUUCUACAUAA